Messenger RNA from Rhodofomes roseus, 4176 nucleotides. RefSeq lists its product as uncharacterized. Gene Ontology annotation, molecular function: protein binding. The coding region runs from base 1 to 4176 and encodes 1391 amino acids. Lineage: Eukaryota; Fungi; Basidiomycota; Agaricomycetes; Polyporales; Fomitopsidaceae. The record is from RefSeq and is a predicted model, not a curated record. The transcript has 5 exons.
AUGCUGCCCAAGGUUGCAAACCAUCUCCUGCACCACACCGCGCGUGCCAUCUCGGUUGCGCAGAACCAGACCGGCCACACCAUCCGCAAUGUCCUCCAGCUCCAGUCGUCCUCCACUCCGUCCACCGCAUCCGGCAACUUUGGUGGCUGGAACGGGACCUCUUCCUCUCACUCCAACUGGAACGGUCGCGGCGCUGGCUCUGGCGGCGCCAAGUCUCACCCCGGCGGUCGCUCAUAUGCUGGGUACACGGGUGCUGGCAGGGCCGUGACCCAGGCCGAGUCCAUGUCCGUUAAUGACCUCGAUCAGACCCUUGGCGACGACUCGGACGAUGUCCCUCCCGCUCUUCGUCGCGGCGCCCUCGCCCUCAAGAGCCACGGCGCUGCCCUGCCGUCUCGCGCAAGGUCACGCACUGGCCUUGCCGUCAUCCGUACAGCGCAGUCUCAGGCAAAGUCAGCCAGACCCUUUGGCGGACAGACGGUCGUCGACCCUUGCUCUGGCAGCGGUGCUUUGUCAACUCAAGCCACCGCACUUCUCCUCCACAGGCUAUCCGCGCGUGAUGUGCCCGCCCGCUCUCAGUCGACCGUCUCCACUCUCCAGACGGUCAGCGACUAUCUCGACGUCGAAUCCCCUCCGGCUUCCUCGCCCACCAGACAACCCUUGGACGCAUUGUACUCUCGGCCUCACUCCCCGGACACGUCUCUGCCCACCCCACCUACGGAAGCCGCGGAGGAAUCGCUUGAUAACGAAGUGGCUGACCACAAUGACUUCAGCUUUGCUGCUGGCCGUAAAGACAGAGGCACGGUGGAGGAGCUCGUUGCAAAAUUGCGUUCUCGUUCGGCUCCCCCUUCCGUUCGUUUAUACAAUUCAGCUCUGUUGGCAUUGCAUACAGUUCGCGUGCCCAACGGGUCUCUAGGGCCCCUCCUCGAGCUCUACAACGACAUGCUCGCCCGCUCUGUUGCCCCGAACUUCAGGACAUACGUCAUCCUCAUACAAGCUUUCACGGACCGUGAUCGUGAUGUUCACGAGAUGCUGCGUCGUCUCGAGAGGCCUAUUCGAUGGCAGACGACGCUUGGAGUUACGCCGGACGUUGGAGAACACACCCACACCUCGGGCUUGCGUGCUGAAAAUAACUUUCGAUCCGCUAUGAUGCUGUUUCAGACGGUUUGCGCCGAUCAUCGCACGAAGUUACCUCUUCGCGUCUACCACAAUCUCCUCCAAUCUUGCGCCAACCACGCCAACACGGAAGCUGCUGUUCACGUCUUUGCUCAUUUCGAACGUCGCAAGGAUGUCUUACCCAGCCCCCGUACCUUUGAGCUGCUCAUGUCCGUCUAUAACGCCGCCGGCGACUGGGAAGGCGUGAAGGAUGUCUUCGAGGAAUUUAGGAAGGCUUGCAAAUCUGGGAUGAUUUUUGCCUUUGUGGAAGGCGAAGCCGACGCUUCCGCUAACCGUGUCAUGCGCUCCUAUCAUAUCGACGUCUGGAACAGCAUGAUCGAGGCGUACGUGCGGAGUGGACAACAUACGGCUGCCCUCGGCCUGCUGGAGCAGAUGCUUGACACGAAGGCUGGCGACGCAUUCAACGUUUCGGACGUUCCUCCUCCAUCCAUCGACACUUUCAGCCGCCUGAUUACAUCGUUCUGCCAAUCGGGCGAGGUCAGCACGGCGCUGGCGUGGUUCAAUAGGCUCUUGCUGCAAGUGGUUGGACCCCGUAAGCCUCUGGACGCGUCAACAAGCCCGGGUAGGCCAGACAACACCAUUUGGACGACUAUCAUCGAAGCUCUGUGUCUGAACGGCCGGGUCGACGAUCUCCUCACAGUCAUGACUUCCUUCGAGCGGCUGGCUGAUCAGGACGGCCUCUUGCUCCCGAACGAUGAGGCUCAGUUAGUGCUUCAGACGUUGUUCCGCCACCUUACGCUGCAUCCGGACCUCGAGGAAGCCAAGGUGGCCUCCAUUACGGAUACAGUCCUCGCCCUGGUUGCUCGAACUGGACCUCACCUCCUCUCUCAUCCUGUGUACGGCGAGGGACAUCGCGAGCUGGGCAUGGAACUCCCGCAUCUCCUGCUCUCGAAAGGGAAAGCAAAGGAAGCAUGCCGUCUUGUGCGCUACUAUGUCGUGCGUGAGACGAGAGUCAGAAAUGGCCUCUCCGCGCAAGAGCUUCCCGCGGGGUUCGUCUCGAAGGCGCGAGUUCUGCACGAAUUCUUGCAAGGGUUCGCUCAACGCUACAUCGAGGAGGCUGAUGGGAAGCUGUCCUUGCCGGAGACGCUUGACUUGGGUUGCCUGUUCUUGCGCUCGCAUGCGAACGUUCCGGUGGAUGUGCUUGCAUGCUGCCAGAUGCACUAUGCUGCUGUUCGGUCCAGUCCCUCCGGGCUGCCUACACUGUCCUCGCAGGAAUGGGCUGUCCUAGUCCUGAGCGCCUUCACAGUCGACGGUGUUGCAACAAUCGAAGACGUUCUUGCUGACAUGGCGCGAGCGGACGUGAAGCUCAGCAACCUCUCGAUGCAUCUUCGUGUCCAACUGUACAGUCGCCUGCGUGCCCAGCGAAAUUCAUCUUACGCCCUCGAGCUUAUGCGCCGAUACGAUCCCGCUUUCACGCCGACGUUGGAUCUACCUCCCCAGGACGAUGUCAACAAGCAAGACGGUGAUGUCGCGCUGCAAGGCCGAGAUGUUCCCUCCCAUAUCAUGGUGGAUCAAGCUCACAGCGCGUUUGUCUCAGAGUUCUGGCCCAUGUCUGCUGCGCGUAUACCUGCCACCGAAGCUUAUAAACGGUUCGAAGCUGGACGCGCACGGAAUAAAUAUCCCCGUCUGGACGUCAUGGCUCGUCUGAUUAUUGCCCUCGGCCGACAGCGUGAAUUCGAAAAGGUGAGAAACCUGUACGACAGCGCACAACUUGUUCUGCAGACGAUGGAAGGCGAGAAGGAGCGACAGUCGUACGCCUGGUUCCUCGUGGAGGAUGGCAUGAUCCUUGCACUUGCUCACGGUGGCGAGGCGAAUGCUGCCCACGUCCAUAGGCUUCGCAUCAUCGACCACGGGGGCGCGCCUUCUGCCGAUGCGUACGGUGCAUUGAUUCACGCUGUCAAGGACACGACGGAUGACGCAAGCAACGCCAUCGCGCUUUUCCGCGAGGCCCGCCAACUCAACGUCGUUCCUAACACCUUUAUGUACAACACCACGAUCUCCAAACUUGCCAGGGCGCGCAAAGCUGAUGACGCACUCGCUCUCUUCAAAGAGAUGAAGACUAUGAAUGGCAUGGGGCCUUCGUCGGUGACCUACGGUGCGGUCAUCGCAGCGUGUUGCCGGGUGGGCGACGUCGCGUCCGCGGAGAAUUUGUUCGCGGAGAUGGCUUCUUGUUCCAGCUUCAAGCCCCGCGUCCCUCCCUACAAUACGAUGAUGCAGGUGUACACCACUAUACGGCCGGAUCGUGCUCGCGCCCUUCAUUACUUCGACGCUCUCACUGCCGCGCGAAUUCAGCCUACUGCGCAUACGUACAAGCUAUUGUUGGACGCAUACGGGACGAUUGAACCCGUUGACGCGGCUGCCAUGGGACGAAUCUUCGACAAGAUCACAACUGGUCGCAAACCAAUCGUGCAGGGCACGCAUUGGGCCUCUUUGAUUCACUCGGUUGGAUACGUGCAGGGGGAUGUGGAUGGGGCCCUGGCUCUGUUUGACACUAUCGCCUCUCAUCCCUCUACACGAAUGUCGGGUGCUCAACUGCCUGAUGCCGUGGUUUUCGAGUCCUUGAUUGCCGUUCUGGCUACCCACCGCCGAGUGGACCUCAUACCGAUCUACGUGUCGAAGAUGAAGGACCUCGGGAUUCAUAUGACAGCGUACAUCGCCAACUUCCUCAUCAAAGCCUACGCGUCCGCUGGUGACAUCGAGCGCUCGCGAGAGAUUUUCGAAGGCUUGGCUGAUCCUCCCGAAGGCGUCGCCGCUCCCCAUAAUCAUGCACCUCAUGAUGCACAAGCCAGCGAAAGUGCACAAGUACCAGUUGAUGCGCUUGUAUAUCGCGAGCCGUCGACUUGGGAAGCUAUGGUGCGGGCGGAACUAGCCCAUCGCCAUCGGGAGAGGGCAGUCGCGCUGCUUGACCGAGCACAAGCAAGGAAAUUCCCUCCCGCUGUGUGGAAUCGCAUCAACGGGAUUCUCCUUGACGAUUCGGUCUCCCCUUGGGCUGGUUCCGAGUGA